UGCGCACCCAGUGAGUCUGCGUACUUUACGCUUCCUGUUUACUGCGCGCUUGUGAGAUGAAUUUUAUCGACUACACGCUGGUUAAAUGUGCACUCUUAGUGUUUAUAAAUCUGGAGUUAUGAUUAAAAUCCGUCUGGCAAACUUGAUGACGCAGGGCAUCCCGCAGUUCCGCAAAACAUUACUUUAAAUGGAGGAUCAACCCUAAGCUACAGCGUUUCUGCAAACUGCUUUCAACUAACACUUCAUAUCUUUGUAUGGUAAGGUGAUAACGGCCUGCGAACAUGGACAGAGGGUGGUUCAUUGGACAUGAGAGGAUACUCCCCUCCAAAUCUCAACAGCCAUUGUCCAGCUGCAGUAGUGGCUCUAGGCCCUGCUUGACUAUAAACGUGACUGAAAUGCUUCGAGCUGACAAGCCCAACACCACUAGAAAGCCUGUCCCAAUUCGCCCACCAAGCCCCAGAGUUACUCGGCCAAUAGAACAAAACUCCCAUCGCUUCCUCACCUGCGAGCCCACGCCGAAGCCCAUUAUUCGACAGCGUUCGCGGUCUCUGCCUUCUGCCACCCAGAACAAAAAGAAGCAAAGCAGAGGUGUUGGUGUGAGGUUUGUUGACUCUCUGGGACUGGAAUUGGAAGACGUCAGGGUUUUUAAAUCGGGUGAGGACCCAUUUGUGCCACAGCAUGUUACCUUUAGACUCCUGAUGGGUGCUGAAAUGACAGACGGACGGCAUCUGGAGAUUAACUUGCCAUACCUAAAGCCAGUUUUCGCCCAACAACCUGGCGACGAGCCAGGAUUCCUACAGCGCCUCCAGGAGCAGAAAGUGUGUCUGGAGAGGGUCUUGUGCUUUGAACUGGGCGUUAUUGGAAUCACGCAAGUCCUGAAUCUAGACUUUGAAAAGGAACUUACAGUUCGGUAUUCAUUUACAGAAUGGAUAGGUUCGGCUGAAACUAAGGCCUCCUGGGUAUCCACUGUCACCAAGGCCUGGGAUGGAGAAGGAGGAAGAGGGCAGGAAUUUUGUUGUGAUACAUUUCGUUUCCACCUGCCAGUUCCUCCAUCCCUUCGACCAGGAGCACAGUUGGAGUUUGCCAUUCAAUACAGAGUCUGCGGGGCUGAAUAUUGGGAUAACAACAAUGGAAAGAAUUAUAAAUUAGUCUGCCAAAACUACAAACUAACUGUGCCUAAAGAAUGUGAAGACAGUAUGGUGCAUUUCAUUUAGGAUCCAGACUACAUGAAAAAUUUAUUUUGAGCACUUGGUGUCUAGUUUCUAGUAGCAACACAUAUUUACAUGUUGAUUUAAGCACUACUAAAAAAAUGAUGUCAGAUUAGAGACAUAGUCUACAAGCACUUUGAAGAAGAGCAAGCACUAAGGCAUUUCAAUAUACAGAGAGAGAUAACUAGAGAUGCUGCAUAACUGAUGGAAUAAAUGAUUUCAUACAAACAUUUAGUUUGUUCCACCAUCUUCUCUCUGUAUAUAUUUUUACUUCACAUUAAACAACAUGGUAUAGCAUUUUACUGAUGAAUAAUUUUAAAUGUUAUACUUAGAGAUGCACCAAUCCUGUUUUUCUGGCCAAUACCAACUUCCAGUUUACUGUGAGGUCAAACCUCCCUUUUCUGAGUUUUGCUCAAUUCAGUGCUCUAAGUAAGUUCAAGUGCUAUACGUUUUUUUAUACAUGUAGUAGUUUGGAAUUUGGCAGGAAAUAACUUAAAAUAUCAUCCUUUUUUAAUGUGUCAAAGCAUUUGCCCAUGACUUUUAUUUAAUUUAUUAAAUUACCAAGUGCAUCAAAGUACAUGAAGGUUGUUUGUUUAUGUGUUUUUUUUUUCAGUAUUUUUCAGUAUUUGUUCUGCCGAUCACCGAUCAAGAGAAAAUAGUGGCAGAUUCCGAUCACUGGACAAUUGAUUGGUGCAUCUCUAGUUAUAUAAAAUCUAUUAAAAAAUCAAAAAGUGUUCCUGACUUGUAAUAAUGAAAUGUGCCAAACAUUUUGUUUAACUAUAAUUACUAUUCCAAAUGAAAGCUUGAGGUUAAAAUGUUUGCUGUUAUAAGCUGAUUUUAAUGCUUUCUGUUUUUAUCCUUUCUGCUAAAACAUACUGUCCUUGUUUUGCUUCAUAAAAUACAAUGCAGACAUUUUUGAUCCAAAAGUUGUAGAGCUGAAUAGUGACGCAUAGUGCUAGCUGUCACUUGCUAAAAGACUGACGCUCAGGCAAAAAAGGACAGAUGUUGCAUAAACACCUGGAUUGGAUAUUAACCAAUGCAAUAUUCUGGGUGACAUUCUUAUUGAAACAUUAAAAGCUGUACAAGGUUCUGUUUUGAUGGUUUUAGAUCAAGCCUAACCUUUUCAACAUAGUAAACCCCUGAAAAAAAGACCAUCAGUGAUUAGAUACCACUUUUAGUCUACUUAGUUAUUCCUUAUUCUUAACUAGCAAAACCCACUCCUUAACAAUAAGCAACUUAUGUAUAUUUUUUAAUUAUGACACUGUAUUUUUAUUUAUUUAAAAUAACGUGAAAACACAAGAAUAAAGUAUUUUUUCAUCCACCC
This is a messenger RNA of Girardinichthys multiradiatus, 2532 nucleotides long. RefSeq names its product protein phosphatase 1, regulatory subunit 3Da (gene ppp1r3da). Lineage: Eukaryota; Metazoa; Chordata; Actinopteri; Cyprinodontiformes; Goodeidae. The record is from RefSeq and is a predicted model, not a curated record. The transcript has 2 exons. Gene Ontology annotation, biological process: regulation of glycogen biosynthetic process. Gene Ontology annotation, cellular component: protein phosphatase type 1 complex. The coding region runs from base 282 to 1214 and encodes 310 amino acids. Gene Ontology annotation, molecular function: glycogen binding; protein phosphatase 1 binding.